CCGCAGCCCCUCACAUGAUGGAAGUGUGACUGGGGUCCGGUACGGGGGAGCGGUGAUGGCGCUGAGCAGAGUCCGGCUGUUCCAGCCCCACGGGGAGAGCACCCGGCUGCUGCCCCAGGCGUCCAGACUGGUGGAGCUGCCCUAUUCUUCCUUCGAUGACGAUGAUGAUGAUGAUGAUGGCCCCUCAUUACCCGGGGACACGGCUGAGCAGGACCAGGGGCUGUGGUACCCCGACCCCCCCAAACUGAGCCCCUUCAGCCGCUGCGUGCGCUGCCUGGCCUUCCUCUGGAACCUCCUCUUCCUCCUGCUGGGGCUGCUGGUGCUGGCCGUGGGGGUCUGGGGGCUGCUGGCCAAGGGCGGGGUGCCCCUGGGCUCGGACCCCAUGCUGCUGUUCGUGCUGGCGGGGCUGGCGGCCAGCGCCGUGUCCCUGGCCGGCUGCUUGGGCGCUUUCCGUGCCAGCCCCUGCCUGCUGCGCUUCUUCCUGGGCGCUGUGCUGGCUUUCGGGGGGCUGCAGGUGCUGGGGGGGCUCCUGCUGCUGCUGGCACGGAGGAGGCUGCGGGAUGCGCUGCGGGACCUGCUGCUCCUGUGCCUGCUGCGCUACCGGGACGAUCCCGACCUGCAGUUCCUGGCGGACGAGGUGCAGCGGAGCCUGCAGUGCUGCGGCCUCGAGUCCUACCGUGACUGGGAGAGCAACCCGUAUUUCAACUGCAGCGCCCCGGGGGUGCAGGCGUGCGGGGUGCCAUCCUCCUGCUGCCAGGACGCGCUGCAGAACGGCUCCGUCCCCAACGCCCAGUGCGGUUUUGGGGUGCUGGGGCUGGGGGCGGCGGCGGCCGGGGCUCUGGUGCACACGGAGGGCUGUGGGGCCGCGCUGGGUGCGUGGCUGCGGGGCCAAGCCGGGGCUAUCGCCACCGGGGCCACCGUCCUGGUGCUGGUGGAGGCCGUGGGAGCGCUCAUGGCRCUGAGGGUGCUCGGGGAUAUCGUGGCUGUGAGGGCAGCGGGGUGGUUGGGGUAUGUGCGGGGCUGGUCCGGUUUCAAAUAAAC
Messenger RNA from Malurus melanocephalus (red-backed fairy wren), 1041 nucleotides. RefSeq names its product tetraspanin 10 (gene TSPAN10). Lineage: Eukaryota; Metazoa; Chordata; Aves; Passeriformes; Maluridae. The coding region runs from base 56 to 1039 and encodes 327 amino acids. Gene Ontology annotation, cellular component: membrane. The record is from RefSeq and is a predicted model, not a curated record. The transcript is spliced from 3 exons.